AUGCCCGCCAGCAUCAAGCAGCCCACCCAGGGCGAAAAGGCAAAACCGACUCUCGAGACUCUUCCUCCUGAGAUCAAAAACGAAAUCUUUUCGCACCUCCUGCAAGGCGCCAAAGUCAAAUACUCAACCGACGGAUCAUGGCCUGGCUACAAGUACAGGUUCGACGCCACCAUCAUGCGCACCAGCAAGCAAAUGAAUGAAGAUGCCUCCGCAUAUCUUCACCGUCACAACGAGUUCGCUCUGAUCCACUCCAAGUUCUUCGCUUUCGAGAUUGACAAGAAGCGCUUCUUGCCCACUAUUGCUACAGGAAAGGCUGCCGGCACGUUCGCUAAACCUGCAAUCGAAGCCACUGUAACCCACCUGGGAACCGAUAAGUGCUCAUGCUGUAACCCCAAAAAGCACCAGGCCAAAGACAGGGUGACACAUGCUCUGUUUCUGGUUGCUGAUCUCGAACACUUCACGCGAGAGCUUCGCUUGACCUUUCACAUGUGGCCCUCACAACCAAUCUACAUCCUUUCGGCACCCAACGUCUCUCCGGUCCAGCACAUCCCAGUCAACGUUGAUACCCAGGUCAAAAUCGUCUGGAAGGUCAACCCAGCCUCACGCCAGGAUCUGAAUGAUGUGGAGUCCAGGGCUCGUCACUCUCGACUGCUCGCGCCUCUCGACUUUCCGAUGGGCUUCGGUAAGAAGAUAUCCAUCCUCGGGUUCGGCACCGACGAAGCUCUCAAGAUCACUGAUCAGAUCAUGCCACGCAUCCUAUCUGUUGAUGCUGCUGGCUGGGAUCUAUACUGUCUCAUGAAGAGUCAAAAGGCCCAUCUUGACAACGUUUUGUCACAGAACCCAUCUUCACUUUCCAACUUGAUCUGUUCUUACAUGGACCUUGCUUGCCUGGGCCAUCAACUCGAGAUUCCAGGCCAUUGGCACUACGCCUCUGUCGUGAGAACUGUCAACAACCACGGUGAGAUUGUCAGUCUGUGCCUAAUGCCUUUUGAUGAGCUUGACGACGAAGAGUACGAGUCAGCCAUCGCGGGUUCAUGGCAGGUCGCUUUGCUUUGCCUGGUACUGGACUCUCUGUUCACAGUCGUGAGACUUGCUAUGGAAGACGUCACCUUCAAGCAUUUCCCAGACUGUAUACAAAUCAUAACCGACAUGAUCACUCAUAUCUUUCGCGGCAAGAGUCCUUUCCCUAAACAUUACAUCUCUCUGUUGGGACAUUAUAUGGUUUGGCUCAUGCUCCAUCAAGAUCUAGACCGUGACCCUGAUACCAGCACCCUCGGGGCGCGCGGUGUGGCACUGCUGGCAAACCUUAGAACAUGCACGCCAGAGGAAGAGGAAACCGAUGUUUAUCGUCACCUGAUCGAAGACCAGACCUUCCUGAGCAAGGUCGUCCUAGUAAGUCGAUUUCCUAUCUCUCUAUGGACAACUACGGCAGAACAAAAACAUCUUGCAGUGCUACAGCCAUACGCGUGA
Aureobasidium pullulans EXF-150 is the source of this 1470-nucleotide messenger RNA. RefSeq lists its product as uncharacterized. The transcript has a single exon. NCBI's taxonomy places the organism in Eukaryota, Fungi, Ascomycota, Dothideomycetes, Dothideales, Saccotheciaceae. The record is from RefSeq and is a predicted model, not a curated record. Bases 1 to 1470 code for a protein of 489 amino acids.